CGAGCGAGCGAGCGAGUGAGCCGAAGCAGGAAGGAAGGAAGGCAAAGGAAAGAGAGGCAGGCUGUGAAUGCUAACAAGCCCCGUCGUAGUCCUAUAGCUCCAUAGGUAGGCUAGGGUUUAAUAGAAAAAACCCGUCUAGCAAUGGAGAAGAGCGACGACCACUAAAAAAACCUACUAUGCGCCAGUGCAGCGUUCGCCCAGUGCGCAGUGAACAUCCUCACCGUCGUCGGCACGUUUGAUAAAAAACCCUCUCUCUUUUCCGCUGAGUGAAAUGUAUCGCGACUGCUCGGGAUUCACAUUCUGACAAUGGAGAUUGAAAAUAUCGUGGCCAACACGGUUCUCCUCAAGGCACGGGAAGGUGGAGGAGGGAAGAGGAACGGGCGCAGCAAGAAAUGGAAGGAGAUGUUAAAACUUCCCCACAUCAGCCUGUGUGAGGAGCUGCGCCGCACUAUUGAGAGGGACUACACCAGUCUGUGUGAGAGGCAGCCCAUUGGUCGGCUGUUAUUCCGUCAGUACUGUGACACCAGGCCAGAGCUGAAGCGCUGCAUCGUGUUUAUGGAUGCUGUGGCUGAGUACCAGCUAGCCCCUGAUGAGAAGAGGAGGGACAAUGGACUGAAUGUUUUAGACACAUACUUCAAUAACGGGUCGGCAGCCCAUCUGCCAGACAUACCUCAGGAUGUGGUUGCUGGGUGUCGAGAGAGGCUGGAGCAGAGUCCUUGUAAGGAGCUCUUCAAUGACUGCACCAAGAUAGUUCGUGAGUAUCUGAGUGGAGCUCCCUUCUCCUCCUACCAGGAGACCAUGUAUUUCUCUCGCUUCUUGCAGUGGAAGUGGUUGGAAAGGCAACCAGUAACCAAAAAUACCUUCAGACAUUAUAGAGUACUAGGAAAAGGUGGAUUUGGCGAGGUUUGUGCCUGCCAAGUACGUGCCACCGGUAAGAUGUACGCCUGUAAAAAGCUGGAAAAGAAGCGAGUGAAGAAAAGAAAAGGUGAAGCAAUGGCACUAAACGAAAAACGCAUUUUAGAAAAAGUUAACAGUAGUUUUGUAGUUAGUCUUGCUUAUGCCUAUGAGACCAAGGAUGCGCUGUGCCUGGUGUUGACCAUUAUGAAUGGCGGUGACCUGAAGUUCCAUAUCUACAACAUGGGCAAUUCGGGUUUCGACGAGCAGCGAGCCAUCUUCUACGCUGCUGAGAUCUGCUGUGGCCUGGAGGACCUGCACCGUGAGAGGAUAGUCUACAGGGAUUUGAAACCUGAAAACAUCCUACUGGAUGAUCGUGGACACAUCCGGAUUUCAGACCUUGGCCUGGCUGUCCAGAUUCCUGAUGGAGAGACGAUACGAGGGAGAGUGGGCACUGUUGGAUAUAUGGCUCCUGAGGUGAUCCAGAAUGAGAGUUAUACCUUCAGCCCGGACUGGUGGGGGUUGGGCUGCCUGGUUUUCGAGAUGAUCCAGGGCCAGUCGCCCUUCCGCAAGCGCAAGGAAAGAGUCAAGCGGGAGGAGGUGGACAGACGAGUGCGCGAGGACCAGGAGGAGUACUCUGAUAAGUUCUCUGAAGAUGCAAAGGACAUCUGCAGACAGCUGUUGGCAAAGGACCCCAAGGAGCGACUGGGGUGUCAGGGCCAGGGGGCGAUGGAGGUUAAACAGCACCCCAUCUUCAGAAACAUCAACUUCAAACGGCUUGAGGCCAACAUGCUGGACCCUCCCUUCAGCCCUGACCCACGGGCGGUGUAUUGUAAAGAUGUCCUGGAUAUCGAGCAAUUCUCAACUGUCAAAGGCGUGAACCUUGACCCCACUGAUGAUGACUUCUACCACAAGUUUGUCACAGGCAGUGUCUCCAUCCCCUGGCAGAAUGAGAUGAUUGAGAUGGAGUGCUUCAAAGAAAUCAAUGUCUACGAGACUGACGGGACACUGUGCCCCGACCUGGACAUGAACCGACCGAACCCUCCACCAAAGAGAGGCUUCUUCUACCGCCUCUUCAGAAGAGAGGCAAGUGCUAGCGCUCCAGCAACUGUCCGAGGGGGUGGGGGCUAAGGUCUGUUUUAAGAGCGGUUAUAGUGAUGACGAGAAUGAAGAACCCUCGCGACUUUAAACCACUCCCUCCUCCUGCCUCCUCCCCCUGCCGCCGACCUUCACCACCAACUCCACCCGAGCGCAAAUCUUAGGAACUCAGUGAAUGUUGACCUGUAUUUAUGAGCUGUAUUAAAAGUGUAUUAUAAUUAAAGAAAAAAGUAUGAGUUUAAAGAUUUUGUACAUUUGUACUUGAAUUUAUGUCUAGAUGUAUAUUUUCACUAAAGGUUGUAUUGUACAAAAAGCCAUAAAAGUACCACUUGAAUGCAUACAUAACAUUUUUAUUUCCUUUAUUCUUUUGGAAUGAGUAUGGAAAAUGUGUAUUGAGGAUUUUUUUUUUUUUUUUUAAGAAGCACAGUACCAGUAGUCUUUUUGUUUUUCUUAAUGUAGCAUAAGGCCUUUGUUUUAUAUGUGCUGUAUGUUUGUUGUUAUUGAUUUGGCCAAUGUGACGUGUUGUUAGCACAUCAGUCCACCCAGUUACAAACUAACCCUUAGCCUCUACACCCCAAGGCUCAAGUAGAUCUGAAUGAAGCGCAUGGAUCCCAAUGAUAUGUGAAACAUAUCCAAUCUAACAUUGCCAUAUUGAUGCCAUGCUGCUUAAACCUAUCCUUUUGUUUCCCAGAUCUAUACCAGCUCCUUUGACUGAGAGGUACAAGUGGUUGGCUGGGAACUCUGUAAAAUAAUGAGCCAUGUCCCUCCCUCAGCCCAGUUAGGCAGGUUAGAUUGAACUGGUACGUGCAGGGUGGAUGGCUGGUAUUGGUGUUGGGCUAUGUGUUGUGACUGGCAUAAGCAAACAGUCUUCUAGGUGCCUGUAUCUACUCGAUUUUAGCAGAGAUGGCAUGUAUUUAUUUCUGACAAUCUCUUAGUCAACAUGUGCAACACAUACAGUAACCUUAAAGUACAAAAGCAGUAAAACAUUUUGUAAACUCUUCUCAUGAUGUAAGGCGUACAAGUCAUUCCUAAGCUGCAAAAGAACCAGAGGACUAAUCCAUUUUAGAUGCCUGACAGUGUAUCCCUUGGGAGUUGCUAAAGUAGAUGUCUGUUACAAUAUUCACUCAGGCAGAAUGUUUGUUGGUGAUUCAUCUUCUUCAAAACUCUUGUUUGUUGUACUACCUGGCUGUGCCAUGUUUUCGCAACUUGUCCAUUUACUGUGAACCUGUACCAUGCGCGGCACAGAAAACCUUUUCACCCUGAAGUAUCUAGUAAUUUGUGUUUCUAAGGCUAGGGGCUGGUGCUGGCUGAGGCUUUCUGGUGAAUGAGUUGGCUGUGAACAUGGGUUAGAUGAUGGCGAUGAUGAUGAUAAUGAUGAUGAUGAUGAUGAUGAUGGUGGUGGAACCAUAUUGUAGAUGUGAACUGCAGUCGAUACUGGCUUCAUCUGCAUAAUGAAUUGUUGUCACAUCAAACUAACUUCCAUUGACUCAGAUGUCAGCAGCGAUUAGCCAAGGCAUGGAGUCAUGAUGGAGCCUGAUUUGGCCUCUUUAUGUUUGUGCUGUUUGCCUGUUGAUCAUAGAUAAUAGCCCAGUGACCGUAGACCCCUAUUUAUAUCCAAUGGCUUUAGCUGUGCCUGUUGUAGAGAAACAUGAAACCCAUUUAUGACAGUGACUCCAACCAUUCACCAUCCACCACUACUAGUUCAUUAAAUUCCUGUAUGUCGUUCUCUUAUAGGAAUGACUUGAGACAGUUGUUUGUUUGUGUGUGAACAGGGAAGGAUGGGGAAUUGACAAAUCAAAUCCUGCCUUUAUAAUGACUGUCAUCUAUGUACAGAAAAAAAAAACUCUACAACUUAAAGAACUACAAUUUUUGUGCACUUUUUAACAGGAGGAGGAGUUAUAUCCUUCCAGAUGAACUGGUCAUGGUCAAACUGACAUUCUAUUUGUUACUUAAACAUGGAUCAUACUGGGAUUAAUGUGUUCAUCUUUACUGGCAUCCUAAAGCGUUUUAAGCCAUUUUGCUUUUGAUUUUUCUAGUUGAGAUAGUCAUAGUUUACUCCCCACCACAUCUUUUAAUGCUGUGAAUACCCAGUUUGGACAUGCUGGCUUUGUGUGUAUAUCAAACUGUAUCCAUAUACAGCUAUUGUUAUAUCCAUCGACAUACCUAAGUAAAUUUGUACGAUCUAAAUUUAGCCACACCUUUGUGAUGUCAUCAAUUACAGUGUGGUUAACUAAAAGGGUUAAUGAGAGGUGAUUUUUUACAGGUAUUUCCAUAUCAUAAUGAACAAAGACAAGAAGACAUGUCUGCCUUUGACCUUUAUAAUAGUUCAAUGUCAUGAAACCACUUGAAUUUUACUUUAAGGAGACAGUUAAUAUCCACAUUAAUUUGAUAUGAUACAGUUACAGGUUCCAAAAUUAGAAUUGAUUUCAAAGGCUUGUUUGGCUUGUUUUGAAAACACUGUGCCCUGCAACACAUUCCAUAAUCAGAUCAGGAAUAUCACACAUGCAUCUAGCUCCUGUUGCUGGCUUGUUGUCACUUGACUUCUUGAGUAUCUUGGUUUCUUUCUUCUUAUUCUUUUUUUUCCCUUUGUUCUCCUUUGGUUGCUCUCAGGCACAUUUUGAAGCCGAUUUCUUGCAGAUGUAGAUUUUAGCCAUUUAGCUCUUCGCCUCAAAAAACUUGUAAAUGAUGUAUUUCUAACAUGUAACUAAGCUCUUCAACACACACACACACACACACACACACACACACACACACAGGGAAACUGUGUUUGUCAUUCAUAUAGCAGUAAAGAAAUGUUUAGUUUCAUUGCACUAUGGUGUGUUCUGACAAUGACAAUAGGAAGUGUCUUUAACUUGUUUGCCAAUGAUACCAAAAGCAACAUUAAAUAAAUCAUUUUUUUUUUAUUAUCUGAAGAAUUUUACAAAGACUGACAGCCUUUAUUGUAUGUGCCAAUUACCAAGUUUUAAGUUAUGACGCCCCGCCUUUUUCAACCUUUUUCCUUCCAUCCAUUCUGAGAGAAUUCCUACACUUAGAGGAACUUUAAACCGCUCAACAGUUUUGAAUGUCCGCACUAAGUGCAUUGUAAUGCCUGUUUAAAAAAAAAAAAAAAAAAGAAAAUACAUAUGUUUUAUUACUCAAGCAUGUAUCGGUUUGUAAUACUUCAGGUUCCUUGUAUAUGUAAAUGAUGACCUUCUAGUGCCAACAUAUCACACUGGUAUCUGAGGACAACUUUAUAAAUGGCAAGGUGACCAGCUGAGUUGGCCCUGUUUGAAUACAAGACAAGGGUUGGUGCUCUCCUGCCUUCCUCCAAGGUAGAGAUCAGUGCAUCAGUCUCCUAAAAACAGGGACGACA
Messenger RNA from Myripristis murdjan (pinecone soldierfish), 5344 nucleotides. RefSeq names its product G protein-coupled receptor kinase 4 (gene grk4). Gene Ontology annotation, biological process: signal transduction; protein phosphorylation; regulation of signal transduction. The coding region runs from base 307 to 2025 and encodes 572 amino acids. The record is from RefSeq and is a predicted model, not a curated record. Gene Ontology annotation, cellular component: cytoplasm. Gene Ontology annotation, molecular function: G protein-coupled receptor kinase activity; ATP binding. Lineage: Eukaryota; Metazoa; Chordata; Actinopteri; Holocentriformes; Holocentridae. The transcript has 16 exons.